AUGCCCAUGCCCAGGCGCUCAAAUAAAAUACCUGCCCGGCCAGUCACGUUUCCUUUGAUGAGGUUGCCACUGGAGAUUCGUGAAAACAUAUACGGGUUUCUUCUCGAGCCAUUAUCAGGUAGCUGUUAUGAAGAUUUACCGGAAAUGGCGGGGGAGAACGGCAUCCGGUUUCAAAUAUCCGAGGCAGUCUUCAGCUGCUUCUGUCAUGAGCAAGAUUUCACGCACUCGACGAACCAGCCAAAUGGGCAUAUUCCUGACGGGAUGGAAGACCUUUUUGAACUGUAUAAAGCCAUCCGAGAAGGGACUGCCAAUGAUGCCGAAAUUCAGCGGGGAGAGGAACUUUGUUUGACGGAGCGUUUUGAGACUGACUUCGAAUUGGACCUAGAAGAAGUGGAAUCCGGCAGUACCAGUGGAGAUGACGACCAUGAUUCCGACAGCGAAGUGGAUGUAGGGUAUUUUGACGACAUCGUAAACUGCGAGAACAAACUUCCUCGACAUACCAGGGGAAUUCGUGGCGAAUGCCGUCCUGUAUAUGAACUGCAAGUUUACAGGGGACAGAAGACAGAUUCAUACCCAAGAUACUCUAGUCCUUCUCAAAAGACAACUCCUCACCACAAAUACAUAUGCUGGGAAUUUCGAAUCUUAGACCUUUUAUUCCUCCGUCGUCUAUUCCACGUUAGCCAUAAAUUCACCCGGGAAAUAGCGCGAUGCUUGUGGAAAAAUGCCAUCCUCAAUUUCGAAGAUCCCGAAUGUUUCUUCUCCUUCAUCGCAGAUCGAUAUGCCAUUUUAGGUUUUAUCAAAUGCAUUGAACUGCACCUACAAUUCUACGACGAUUGGUUUGACACCUCGUCGGAAACGGUGGUUGCCAUAUGUCAGUUUGUUUCUGAGUUUAUGCAUUUGCGAUAUAUCAAGAUCAAUUUCGGCACGGAAAGGUCGUGUCUGGAAAAAGUCAUUGCAGGAGAAAGAUUGGAGAGAUGGAAGACCGCUUUCAACGAACUAAAAGUCACUCAGGGGUUUGAACUUUCUGUGUACAAUUGCCCGGUCACCGUGCCACAUAAAAAAAUGGGCACAGCUCUGUGCAGCAGCGGUGACCUGGGAAAGAAACUAGAAGAUUUGUGGCGUCCCGCUGUUCUUGCGAAGCAAGAGUAG
Molecule: messenger RNA, 1149 nt
Organism: Paracoccidioides brasiliensis Pb18
Exons: 1
Coding region: 1-1149 (382 amino acids)
Source: RefSeq, a predicted model, not a curated record